This is a messenger RNA of Heterobilharzia americana, 1338 nucleotides long. The record is from the annotation of a GenBank genome assembly. Lineage: Eukaryota; Metazoa; Platyhelminthes; Trematoda; Strigeidida; Schistosomatidae.
AUGUCAACUUCUGUCACUUGUUUACCUUCGUCUAUUUCAAUGGUUGAACAAUCAACUAGAAUUCCACGAGUUGAUGAAUCUCCGUCAUCAUCAUCCGAUGAUGAUGACGAAAGAAAUCUCAGUUAUGAAUCAGAACGCGAGUCUAAUGAUAUUACAGAAAAUGAAGCAUAUUCUGAGGUUGACGAUGAACUUAACUACGCCCAGUCAAGUAACAAACGUCAUGGCAAUGGUAAUUUGAAACAAAGCGUCAAACGACGUGCUCACUCACCCAAUAAUAGACGUGAAACACGUAUAGGAGACGAUGCUGAUAAUAUUCAUGAACCGCUUCCCGGUGUCGACGAUGAUGCAGUGGACAUUGAUGUUUUGGAAAGAUUACGUAAAAUGUCUAAGGGGGCAGCUAAACGGGUUGUCAAAAAUCCUCGUCCAAAGUUAGAUCCACAAAGAUUGUUGAGUAAUAAAGGCCUGCCUGCUUUACUUGAAGACUUCAAGAAGGUUAAAUUUCGUGGCAAAGGUCACGAGUUUCAAGAUUUAGAUAAGUUAUUAUUUAUCUACGAAGCAUGGGCUAAUCGUUUAGUGCCAAGAUUAAAUUUUUCUGAAGUUGUUGAACGUUUAGAGAAUGUUGGAAAUAAACGUGAAAUACGUGUUGCAUUACAUCGACUUCGUGAUGGUAUAUGGCCACCAUAUGCUACAAUUGAAGAAAAAUUAGAAACAUCAGAAGAUGAUAGUGUAUCAGAAGAAAAAGAUCCAGAAUUAUUAUGGAAAAAUGUUAUAGAAUCUAUUCCUAAGAAUACAUUCAAUACAACAAAUACUUCGUCUAAUCCGAAUGAUGUUUUCAAUGGAUUACACUCUACAGACUAUAAGAAUACUGUUGAUCUAGCUGAUAAUUCUAGUUUACAAUUACCACAAGCAUCCACAUCGUAUAGUUCUGAGUCAAGAGCUGAAAAAAACAAACGUUUAGCCUUGGAACGAUUAGCAGCUCGAAGAGUCUCCUCUAGUAUAUCGAAUAAUGAUAAAUUGAAACCGCCAACAAAUUAUAUAUUAAAGAAUGCAUUGAAAGCAGCUAUCCAUACUAUACCAUCGUCGAAUAAAAGUCCUUAUUGUAUAAAUCAACCAUUCAGUAUUAUAUCUUCAUCAACUACAUCUUUGUUAAAGGAUUCAAUCAAUUAUGAUACAACAAUUAUAAAUAAUCAUGAUGAUGAUUUAAGUCAAUCUGUAUUGGUGGAACAGACUUUAAUAAGCCCAAAUAAUAGUAAUUUUUCAAGUCAAUCAUUACUGCAAAUAAUGAAAUCUCCAGAUUAUAUAGAAGAAGAAUUAAAUCUUGUCAUAGAUUUGAAUUAG